UUCUGUAACCGAGAGACAGACACACGCACACACGAGCCGAGCUUUCUUAGAAUACAAGCGCGAAUACAUACAAAAUAAUUGUGCAUCUAAUCUCCACGCCUCCGGCACAGCCAAAAUCUCUUCUCCUCGAUCACACUUACCACACACAUAACAAACACACAGUGCGUAGAUAAUUUGAGAGAAUUGGAGGUACUGGGAUUCCUUCUCUAGAACGUUUCAAUAAUUUUCACAUUCUGAAACAAUCCAAACAUUAAGAGGCGGUGAUUGCGACGGUCUAGGGUUUCUUUUUUUAUAGCUUAUAAGGUGGAUUAUUGAGGAGUGUGGAUUUUGCGUUUCGAAUUUAACACGAGGGAAUUGGUUUCAGUCGGGUUUUGAGUCGUUUAGAUUGAUUUGGGUGUAGACUGGUUCUGAUUUUGUUUGGGGAUGAUUUUUUGUGUGGCUGGACUUAUCAAACCCUAGGAGUACAUAGGCUUUCCGAUUUAGGUUUUUUUGGUAGACGUUUAGUGGGGGAGUUUGAUUAUUCCUGCGUUAUUGUGUAUGGAUUCCGUUGAUCACUGAGGGGAGCUCAGUUCUGGGGUUUUACUUAUGAAUGGAAUCAGGUGAAUUUUUAGUUGUUGUUGUUGCAUUUUCUGGCUGAUGAGAUGUUAGGGUUUUCUUGGUUUGUUAUGUUCUUGGGAGGGGAGGAGGCCCUGGAAUGUGUUUUUAAUGGUGUUUGUGGGUAUAUGAACAGUGCAUGAGUUCCAAUUUUUAGAUUUAUUGGAUAUAGUUGGUCACUCAAGGAGUGAAAUAUACUGUACAGAAGAUAAAGAAUCAUUUAGUUAUGAGCAAUUCUGACUAUUUAUUUUGAAUGUGCCAUUUUGCGACCGGGAGGAUUAGGCACUGGAUUUUAAAUGUUUAUUGUCAACCUGUGACUGGUUUAUUUUGGAGUGGGGAGACAGGGGUGUUGAUGUGAAGAAUAAUGGAAGGACUAGUGCUAGGAUGAUUCAAGAUUUAUGUUUGAUAGAGGCUUCGAUUGCCAUAGGGUAAUAUGGAUUUGACACGUGACAAAAUGUUGGAGUAAGUUGACAUUGUAGGAAAAUCAAUUUACUUUCCAAUUUUUCUUUGCUAUAAGAUAAUGUUUAACACCAGUUAUGGAAAGAGUUGAGCCUUGUUUAGUACCUCAAUGGUUGAAAAAUACCGGAAACCAGAACGGCGGCAGUUCUGUUUCGCAUUCAGAUGAUCACACUCCAUCGAAGAUUGUGAGAAAUAAGUCAUUUGUAGAUGGCCAUAAUAAUGAUUUUAGACGAUCUCUUAGUUUAGACAAAACUUCAUCAUCUUAUUUUCGUCGGAGCUCUAGUAGUAAUGGUUCUCGCCAUCUGAGGUCUUGUAGUAGCUUUGGUAAAAAUCAACAUGACAGGGACUGGGAGAGGGGUAUGCAUGAUUCUCACACAAAGGAGAAGCCAUUGUUGGGGGAUCGAAAUCGACGGUAUCAAGACAUUACAGAAUCUGUGGAUAACACCUUGUUAAUUAAACUUGAGAGAGAUGAGUUAAAGAGCUCGCAUUCAAUUUCUGGGAAACAUAGAGAAACAUCCUGUAAUAAAGUUGGUACUAACUCAAGCACUAGUGGGAAUUAUACUAAUGGCUUACUCUCCAAAGGCAGUCCUGUUGGAGGGGUCAACAAAAUAACAUUCAAGAGAGAUUUUCCAUCAUUGGGACCAGAAGAGAAAGUGGUCACAUCGGAGGUUGGAAGAGUCCCUUCUCCUGGACCGAGUUCUGCCAUUCAGAGCUUGCCCGUAGGUAGCUCAGCUAAUAUUACCGGUGGAAAAUGGACUUCUGCUUUGGCAGAGGUUCCCGAUAUAGUUGGAUGCAAUGGAGCUGGCAUGAUAGCAGUGCAACAUGAGGUUACUACAGGUUCUGCAUCUCUGCCUGCAGGUACUUCCUCAAUCCUCAACAUGGCAGAAGCUGUAACCCAAGGCCCUAAUCGUGCUGGAGCUGCUCCCCAAUUAUCUGUGGGAACUCAGAGACUCGAAGAACUGGCCAUUAAGCAAUCUAGGCAAUUGAUUCCUGUGACACCAUCUUCUCCAAAAAUGUUGGUUUUGAGUUCCUUGGAUAAACAUAAAACCCGAGCAGGUCAACAGCAGCAUCCCACAUUAUCUUCAGUCUCUGCUAACAACUCUCCGCGCAGUGGGUCCUUAAAGAGCGAUGCUUCAAGGACAAACGUGGGAAAGCUCCAUGUUCUCAAGCCAGUCUGGGAAAAGAAUGUUGCUACACCUGUUGUGAUCAAGGACAACCCGAGUCAAGCAAGUGGUGGGAAACUCGUAAAUUCUCUGCUCGCUGCUCCAUCGAUUUCUGGAUCAGCUGCAACUAGGGGCCCAUUAACCAAUCCCGGCCAUGAGCGCAGACCUAUGUUGGAGAGGCGACCUACUUCUCAAGCUCAGAGUCGAAAUGACUUCUUCAACUCGGUGCGAAAAAAAUCUAUGACAGAAUCCUCUUCUGCAGGAAGUGUAUCAUCAGUUGUUGUGUCUUCAUCUAGUUCUGAUAUACCUUCCGAACCGGAGUUUUUGUGUGCUCCAAGUUCUGAAAGGGCGAACCAUUUUGCUGAGAUGAAUGGCGACUUGAACUGCAAUGGUGAUUCUGCUUGUGUCAAGCAGAGAAAUUCCAGCAACCAAACAAAUCUUCCUCUCUCUGAUCUUGUGUUCUCAGAGGAGGAAGAGGCUGCUUUCCUUCGUUCUUUAGGCUGGGAAGAAAACACUGAUGAGGGCGGUCUGACUGAAGAAGAAAUCAACACUUUCUUCCAGGAUUUCACUAAGUACAUUAAUUCGAAGCCAUCGCUUAGAAUACUGCAAGGAAGACAACCGAGUUUCCUAUCUCCAGUCGGGACCAUUUCAGGGUUGACUUCAUCUGAUGCUAAGCUGGAAUCUUGAUUUGAUUUCCUCCGUAGAGGUUUGUUCUGUCCUGUCCUGACUCCUUUCUUGCUAUGUUUUUGCUGCCUCAGUUGGUAAAUAAGCAGGCUCUUAUAAGGAGUGGAAUAUGCACUGAUUUUCCAUUUUUUUUUCUUGUAAAAUGGAAAAUAGGAAUAAGUUGCUAAUGGUACAUCUUGAUGACGAUGGCGAUCUCUCUCCAUAAGUUAAGAAAAUUUUAGUGAAAUGAUAUGAAUACAGUAGCACUAUUAUUAUUAUUAUUGAAGCUGCUCAAAAUCUUUGAGCCCUGAUAUAUGUGUGUAUAUAUAUAUAUACACACACAUGUAGUUUAUCCCACCUGGGACUUCCAUAUUUUCUCCUUUGGGGCCUGGUAGAGUAAGCCAUAACCUUUAUCGUAGCAUAUUGGCAAUGUCAUCAACUCCUGGGACAUUUUCUGUAUUAAGACUGAUGGAAGAUUUAGCAAAUCCUUGUCCAGAUAUUGGAAUGUGUCUAAGCAGUUUGGUGCUUCUGAGUAGGAGUCGUCUCAAACAAAUCGUUGGUAUAUAAGUUUAGUGUCUAUUUUAGAGAAUUUGAUAUCAUUGUUUUACCUUUAUAGCUUAGAAUAAAAUAUAUAUAUAUAUAUUGUAUUGUUAUUGUUCCAACGGCUGGUGACUGGUGUGUAUAUAUAUAUAUAAUGUUAUAAAUGACUUAAUAGAAUAUUGACUUCUUGAUAUAGUUGUUGAAAAUGUCAUAGAUUAUAUUGUCUUGUA
Messenger RNA from Andrographis paniculata, 3649 nucleotides. RefSeq lists its product as uncharacterized. The record is from RefSeq and is a predicted model, not a curated record. Bases 1131 to 2903 code for a protein of 590 amino acids. NCBI's taxonomy places the organism in Eukaryota, Viridiplantae, Streptophyta, Magnoliopsida, Lamiales, Acanthaceae. The transcript is spliced from 5 exons.